This is a messenger RNA of Exophiala bonariae, 1551 nucleotides long. RefSeq names its product Pkinase-domain-containing protein (gene HAL4). The record is from RefSeq and is a predicted model, not a curated record. Gene Ontology annotation, molecular function: protein serine/threonine kinase activity; ATP binding. Gene Ontology annotation, biological process: intracellular signal transduction; intracellular monoatomic cation homeostasis; protein phosphorylation. NCBI's taxonomy places the organism in Eukaryota, Fungi, Ascomycota, Eurotiomycetes, Chaetothyriales, Herpotrichiellaceae. Gene Ontology annotation, cellular component: cytosol. The coding region runs from base 1 to 1551 and encodes 516 amino acids. The transcript is spliced from 2 exons.
AUGAAUCUAACAUCAUCACCCAUAAAUCACUCGCAUCCGGCCUCCCCUUCAUUUGUUCAUUCUCCAGUCUCGCAGAAUGAUGCAAGUUCAAUAACACGUUUGGCGGAGGACACGGCCCACCUGUCUGUCAACGGUAGUGCCGUGCCCGCCGUGUCGCACUCUACAGGUCUCUCUACUGCCCCUGUAGUGAAGAAGCCCAAGAUGACGCACCGUCUCACCCGCAUGUUUUCGCGAACCGAGCAAAAAGACAUUGAUGCUGCCAAAGUCGAGUUACAAAGCAAAGACGCUUCACCCGUUCGAUCAGAGAAUGGCCAUUCCAAUGGCUCAGCGAGGCCCUCGGUUGUCCGAGAGUCAUCGUACGAGGAAAAGAGAGAAGGCAAGAAAAUGAGCGUCUCCAAAGAGAAGAAGGGUGAUGUCUCCCCCGAUAUUGGGACCCCCGUCCAUAAGAGAUUUGAAGCUCUUGAGGACGGAACCCACGCUCACUUUCUCAAGUCGGCGAGGCGUCAGGAGAAGCUCUCAGACAUGCUCCGAGACAUGCUUACCGGAGGCAAGAAGAAGGAUGCAGAUGGUGGCGAACAACAGCUGUCACUCAUGUCAUCCUGGGUUGACCAACUCAGAUCCGAGAAGGAUAGCCUUGCUUCAGAGAAGAAGGGCGGUCCAAAUGCGACUGCCAACUUGGUCGAGAAGUACGGAAAAUGUCAGGAAAUUGUUGGUCGUGGGGCCUUUGGAAUCGUUCGCAUCUCUCACAAACCCGACCCAAACACUGCUGGAGGAGAAUUGCUGUAUGCAGUCAAAGAAUUCCGCCGUCGACCACAGGAGACGUCCAAAAAGUACCAGAAACGUCUAACCUCGGAGUUCUGCAUCUCAUCUUCCCUUCGCCAUCCCAACAUCAUUCAUACUCUUGAUCUCCUUCAGGACGCCAAGGGGGACUAUUGUGAAGUCAUGGAAUAUUGUGCCGGGGGUGAUCUGUAUACACUAGUACUUGCUGCUGGUACACUUCAAGUUGCCGAAGCGGACUGCCUUUUCAAACAAUUGAUGCGUGGUGUGGAAUACAUGCACGAGAUGGGAGUUGCACAUCGUGACCUCAAACCGGAGAAUGUACUGUUAACCACGCAUGGUGCUCUAAAGAUUACCGAUUUUGGCAACGGUGAAUGUUUCCGAAUGGCCUGGGAGAAGGAAGCACAUAUGACCGCCGGACUUUGUGGCAGUGCUCCUUAUAUCGCUCCAGAAGAAUAUGCUGGAGGAGAGUUUGAUCCCAGAGCCGUGGAUGUUUGGGCGUGUGGUGUCAUCUAUAUGGCAAUGCGCACUGGCCGUCACCUGUGGAGAGUCGCCCGUAAAGACGAAGAUGAAUUCUACGAGCGUUAUCUUGAGGGUCGCAGAGAUGAAGAUGGCUAUGCCCCUAUUGAGACUUUACACAGAGCCCGUUGCCGAAACGUCAUUUACUCAAUCCUCGAUCCUAAUCCCGGACGAAGAAUUACUGCCUCCCAAGUUCUCAAAUCUGAAUGGGGCAGAGAGAUCAAGGUUUGCAAAGCUGGUGAGGAGGGUUAUUGA